UCGGUUAAGAUAAACUGAAAAAGAAUCCCAUGACGUUAAAAACAUGCAGUUAAAAUAUCUCAAAAACAUUCUCCCAUGCCAAGAUGGGGCUGCAAAAAUCACGGCCUUGGCUUGGUCGGCCAACAAUUUAAAAUUAGCCGUGUGCACGGCGGAUCGAGUGAUUCUACUUUUUGAUGAGACGGGAGAAAAACGCGACAAAUUCUCCACCAAACCAGCCGAUCCGAAAUAUGGCAAAAAGAGCUACAUUGUCAAAGCUGUAGACUUUUCCCCGGAUGGAACGAAGCUAGCCGUGGGCCAAACCGACAACAUCAUCUUCGUCUACAAAAUCGGUGAAGAUUGGGGCGAGAAGAAAGUGAUCUGCAACAAAUUCAUACAAACUGCGGCUGUUACAGCUUUGAUUUGGCCCAUGAAAGGUCCCAUAAUCGCGGGAUUGGCGGACGGGAAAAUUCGUGCGGCCCACACCAAAACCAACAAAGCUACGACAUUGUAUUCGGCAGAUUCUUGCACGAUAUCUUUGGUCCAGAAUUUAGAAGGCACCGGCUUCAUGUCUGGACAUGCUGAUGGAUCCGUUGUUCGAUGGUAUGUGGCAGACGAUCCCAUGGCUAAACCUCAAGGCAAAGUUCUGACCCACUCUGUUCCACCAUACGCCUUGUCCUGGGCCUCCAACCACAUUGUGGUAGGUGGAUGCGACAAGAAGAUUGUUUUCUACACUCCAGAGGGGUCCAUGUUCCAGCAGUUUGAUUAUUUCCGCGAACCAACCGAGAAGGAAUUUACUGUGAUGUGCUGCAGUCCAAGUGGACAAGCUUUGUGCGUGGGGAGUUAUGACCGGAUUAGGGUUUACAGCUGGGUGGCCAGGAAAAACUUAUGGGAAGAGAACAAUGCCAAGGAAAUUAAGUAUCUCUAUAGUAUCACGGCGUUGGGAUGGAAGAAGGAUGGCUCGCGAGUGGCGGCGGGCUCUCUUUGCGGAGGUGUGGAACUCUUUGAAUCGGUCCUCAAGCGGGCGGUCUGGAAGAACAAGUUCGAGAUGACUUAUGUGGGCCCAUCACAAGUGCUGGUCAAGCCUUUGGUCAAGGGGGCCCGAGGAGUGAUCCUCAAGUCCAUAUACGGCUAUGAAAUCGAGGACGUUCGAAUUAUGGGUGGUGAGAGCUAUCUGGUGGCCAAGACGACCGAGACCCUUCUCUUAGGGGAUCUCCAACGCAAUCUAUUGAGCGAAAUCCCUUGGGCGAAUAUGGGAGGCAACGAGAAGUACUAUUUCGAAAACGCCAAUGUCUGCAUGAUUUUCAAUGCCGGAGAACUGAGCCUGGUCGAAUAUGGGAAGAACGAAAUCUUGGGCUCGGUGCGAACCGAGUUCAUGAAUCCUCAUUUGAUCAGCGUUCGCAUCAACGAAAGAAAGUUGAAAGGAACGGAUGAGAUCAAACGGCUCGCCUAUUUGCUGGAUUUGAAAACCAUUGCCCUAGAGGACCUCAUAUUUGGUUACGCUCUAGGACAAGUCACCCACGACUCGAAGAUAGAUUGGUUGGAAUUGAAUGAAACGGGACGAAAGCUGCUCUUUCGGGAUAAAAGAAGCCGCUUGAAUUUGGUGGACGUCGAGACCAUGAGCAAGACUUCGAUUCUGAACUAUUGCACGUUUGUCCAAUGGAUCACUGGCUCUGAUGUGGUGGUGGCACAGAGUCGAGAAAAUAUGGCCGUCUGGUACAAUAUCGAUGCCCCAGAACGGGUCACAUUGUUCCCCAUCAAAGGAGACGUCAUCGACAUUUCACGAGAGGACGGCAAAACCGAGGUCAUUGUACAAGAGGGACAACACCAGUUGUCCUACGAGCUGGACGAAGGGCUCAUUGAAUUUGGAACUGCCAUUGAUGAUGGGGAUUUUAAUCGGGCCAUUGUCUACUUGGAGACCCUGGACAUGUCGCCUGAGACGGAUGCCAUGUGGCGAACUUUAGCUCGAAUGUCCCUGGAGAGUAAGCAGCUGGGCAUUGCAGAACAAUGCUACGCCGCUUUGGGCGAUGUGAGCAAGGCCAAGUUUUUGAGAGAGACUCUCAACAUGGCCGAUGUGGCCGCUGAAACCUUUGGUGGUGACGGCGUGGAAUCUCCAGAAGUCUGGGCCCGUCUCUAUAUACUUGACAAGCAAUUCAAGGCAGCUGAGGGAAUCUACCUUGAACAAAAUCAAUUGGAUGAAGCCAUCGGCAUGUACCAGCGCCUGCAUAUGUGGGACGAGGCACUCAAUCUAGCUGAAGUGAAAGGUCACCCGCAGCUGGAAGUCCUACAAGAACAACACGCAUCCUGGCUCCUUGAAACCGGUCAAGAGGAAAAGGCCGGAACUCUCAAAGAGGAGGACGGCGAGUUUUUGGAAGCCUUGAAUCUCUACCUUCGCGGAGGCUUGGCCACUCGAGCUUCCCGUUUAGUGCAGUCCAACCAUCAAAUGCUCUCCAAUCCGGAUAUUGUGAGUCGAGUUACAUCAGCUCUGCUGAAAGGAGAGUUUUACGAGCAGGCUGGAGAGCUGUACGAAAAAGUUCGACAGGAAGAUGAGGCCUUGGAUUGCUAUCGGAAGGCCCGAGCCUACACCCGAGCGGUGGAACUCGCUAGACACGCGUUCCCUGAAGAUGUGGUCCACUUGGAAGAGGAAUGGGGUGACCACUUGGUCGAGAACAAGCAACUCGACGCGGCCAUAAAUCACUACAUCGAAGCGGGCCGGACGAUCAAGGCUUUGGAUGCAGCUAUCUCGGCUCGCCAAUGGAAGAAGGCGGUGCAAAUCGUCCAGGUGAUCGACGACGACUCGGGCGAGCUCAACCAAUACUACUACAAACUUGGGCAGCAUUAUGCGUCUGUGAAAGAAUAUGCAUUGGCCCAGAAGUUCUACAUGCAAGGAAAUAUGCCCAAAUACGCCAUUGAGAUGUACAAUAAUGCCGGAAUGUGGGAAGAGGCUCAUCAACUCGCCUCGAGAUAUAUGGACAAGUCAGAGGUGAGCUCCAUGUACAUCAGCCAAGCUCAGAAACUAGAGGAACAAGGUCGUUUCAAAGAGGCUGAGAAACUCUAUAUCUCGGUUCAAGAGCCCGAUCUUGCCAUUUCCAUGUACAAAAAGCAGAGACAAUACGACCACAUGACCCGACUGGUGCAGACCUUUCACCCAGAUCUUCUUCAGUCCACCCAUGUCCACCUGGCCCAAGAACUCGAACAGGAGGGCAAUCACCGGGCUGCUGAGAAACACUUCAUCGAAGCUGGAGACUGGAAGUCAGCCGUUCACAUGUAUCGGGGUGCAGAUAUGUGGGAAGAUGCUUAUCGGGUGGCCCAAAACCACGGUGGUCCCAACUCAGCCAAGCAAGUGGCAUUUUUAUGGGCCAAGACUCUAGGAGGUGAAUCUGCAGUCAAGUUACUCAACAAGUUUGGCAUCUUGGAGCAGGGCAUUGAUUAUGCAUGUGAGAGCUAUCAAUUUGAAUUUGCCUUUGAAUUGGCGAGACUGGCAGCUCAGCACAAGACCGAAGACAUCCAUUACAAAUAAGCCAUGGCUUUGGAGGAUGAGGGCAAGUUUAAGGAGGCUGAAGCUCAGUUUGUGAAGGCCAAAAAGCCCAAAGAAGCUGUGCUGAUGUUCGUGCACAAUCAAGAUUGGGACUCGGCUCAACGCGUGGCUGAGGAACACGACCAGUCCAGCGUGUCCGACGUGUUGAUUGGUCAAGCCAAGGUGGCGUUUGAGAAUUCGGACUUUUCCAAAUUCGAGAGUCUUUUGUUGCGCGCUCAACGACCCGAACUGGCCGUUAAGCAAUACCGUGAUUCUCAAAUGUGGCCAGAGGCGUUGAGGGUUUGCAAAGAAUAUUUACCACACAAGCUGAAGGCCCUUCAGGAUGAAUAUGAGAGCGAAGCCCUGGCCGAGAGAUCACGAGACAGUGACGCCCUCCUGACUCAAGGCCGACAAUGGGAAGAGAGUGGGGAAUACGCUCGCGCAGUCGACUGUUAUCUUAAGGUUGACAGGACAAACACAACGAACGCCACGACGAUGGCCAAUGCCUGGGCCAAGGCAUCCGAUCUGGCCAUAAAAUUUUUGGACGCAGACAAGGCCAUGGAAGUGGCUGAGGUGAUCGGGCCCAAAUUGGUCGAGGUUGGUCGACACAACAACGCCGCCCAACUGUAUUUGAGUGUCGAGAUGAUUAAAGAGGCUAUCGAUGUUUUUAUUGAUGCCAAAGAAUGGGCCAAAGCCAAGAAAGUCGCUAGGGAGUUGGAACCUCGACUGGAGCCGUACGUGGACCAAAAGUACAAAGAUCACUUGAAAAAUGAGGGUCAAGCCGAGCAACUCGCCAACGUAGAUCUGAUUUCCGCCCUUGACAUGUACGUCGAGCAGGGCAAUUGGGACAAGGCCAUUGAAACUGCCGCCCAACAUGGAUCCGAGCUGCAGCAUAAGUAUAUCGCAUUGCGGGCCACCGAAUCCAUUCGUGAAGAACAACCUUUGGAGGCAUUAAAACUCUACAAAAAGCACGGAGCUCCGGCAUUCCCGCAGAAUUUUAACAUUUACAAGCGAUUAGCCAUUGAUCUAUUCAACCUGCCGACCGUCGGAGACGUUGAGGGACGCAUGUACCACACCUGGGCGACAUUGAGGGACCUUUUCUUCGAUCUCACUGAGAACAUGGCAAAGUCGGGUGAGCUGGACGGAUCGGAUGCCCACCGAGACUUUAAGCUCUUACUCCUCAUCACUCAUUAUUUGGCAGUCAGAUCUGCCUGUCAAACUCAGAAGAGCCUGGUUGAGAUAGCUACCAAGCUAUCAGUGUCCCUACUCAGACACAGCGAUAUUCUACCUCCCGAUAAAGCCUUUUACGAGGCUGGUAUGGGUGCCAAGCGCGUUGGUUGGGAAAACAUGGCCUUUGUUUUCUUAAAUCGAUACUUGGAUUUAUAUGAGGCCAUUGAAGAGCGCUCACUGGACAUGUUGGACAACUCCGAUUUCGUCGAGACCGACAUCCCAUUCGAGGUUCCUCUCCCGGAACAUCCGCACUUACCCACUCGCGAACACGAAGGUGUUAAGGAGUGGGUGUUGGCCGUCUCCAUGGACCAACGCGUGGAGCAGCAACUUCCAUUGGAUCAAAGGAUGACCUACGAAGCGUCACUUGUGGCAGCCAAAACUGGAGCCACUUCUCCGGCGUGCAUCAUAACUGGAUAUCCGGUCCUAGGCAACGCCAUUGAAUUUGCCCGAGGAAUGGUAGCGAACAAGGAAGACUGGAACAAAUUUGUCAUGGUGGCCAAAACCGUUUCCGAUAAUGAGAUUCAAGACGUUCUCAAGUUUAUAAGCAGCUGGGGUGGAUUAGGCGGGUUGGCACCAAGUUUUUCGUUUAAAUAGAUCAUUAUUAUUGAUAUUCUCAUUCAAGAGAGUCUUCAUAAGGUAAUAUAAUGAUUGGGAUAUCAAGAUUUGUCGCA
Messenger RNA from Tigriopus californicus, 5394 nucleotides. It is a transcript of the gene Oseg2, whose product is annotated as intraflagellar transport protein 172 homolog. Gene Ontology annotation, molecular function: protein binding. Lineage: Eukaryota; Metazoa; Arthropoda; Copepoda; Harpacticoida; Harpacticidae. Gene Ontology annotation, biological process: intraciliary transport. The transcript is spliced from 3 exons. Gene Ontology annotation, cellular component: intraciliary transport particle B; ciliary basal body; axoneme. The record is from RefSeq and is a predicted model, not a curated record.